This is a messenger RNA of Trichomonas vaginalis G3, 774 nucleotides long. Its product is annotated as RNA polymerase II transcription regulator recruiting protein. Gene Ontology annotation, molecular function: DNA-binding transcription factor activity, RNA polymerase II-specific; RNA polymerase II cis-regulatory region sequence-specific DNA binding. The transcript has a single exon. The record is from RefSeq and is a predicted model, not a curated record. Bases 1 to 774 code for a protein of 257 amino acids. Gene Ontology annotation, cellular component: nucleus. Gene Ontology annotation, biological process: regulation of DNA-templated transcription. NCBI's taxonomy places the organism in Eukaryota, Parabasalia, Trichomonadida, Trichomonadidae.
AUGAAUGUAAAUCUUCCAAUCCAACAAAAUAUUUUAUAUCCGCAGGCCAAAACGGGUCACCACCAGUUUGGAAGUAACCAGUCUGGUGGCUGGCCCUCAAUAGAUAAGCCGUCUGGCGCAAUUCGGCACAAAUUUACGAAAGCAGAAGAUGAAUUAUUAAAAUCGUUAGUAGAAAAAUAUGGUGAGGCGAACUGGGUAGUUGUUUCAGCUCAAAUGAAAACUAGAUCGCCGAGGCAAUGCAGAGAACGUUACAAAAAUUAUUUAUCUCCGAAAAUACAAAACGGACCGUGGACUCCCGAAGAGGAAGCAUUACUGGUAGAAAAAGUAAAAGAGUUUGGGCAGAGAUGGGCGAAUAUUGCAGUUUUUUUUGAACCCAGAUCCGAUGUAAAUGUGAAAAAUCACUGGACAGCAAUGGUUAACAGACAAAUCAGAGAGCGAAAUGCAUUAGUUAAGAAAUCAUUGGUUGGUUUACUUCCUGAGGCAGCAAAUAUGUUAGUUUAUCAACGACAAAAUUUUGCUCAUCUUCCAAUACCUCAAUAUCAGCCAAUGCAGCAAAUCAUUCCGCAAACUAUGCUACAAGUUCAGCCUCAGCCAAAAAUCGUACAGCAGCCUCCAUCGCCUAAAAAAGAAGACUGUCCGAUAUUCAACCCUACAGAACAGCAGCAAGCUAAUAGUAAUGCUAAUAUGGAGUGGUUUGACCAGGAUAUACCUGAUUGGUAUCCUGAAAAAGAAUCUCAGUCAUUACACGAAAAAAACGAUUUUGUCUGGGAAUAA